Messenger RNA from Cebus imitator (Panamanian white-faced capuchin), 1121 nucleotides. It is a transcript of the gene IL27, whose product is annotated as interleukin 27. Gene Ontology annotation, biological process: regulation of T-helper 1 cell differentiation; regulation of T cell proliferation. NCBI's taxonomy places the organism in Eukaryota, Metazoa, Chordata, Mammalia, Primates, Cebidae. The coding region runs from base 123 to 842 and encodes 239 amino acids. The transcript has 5 exons. The record is from RefSeq and is a predicted model, not a curated record. Gene Ontology annotation, molecular function: interleukin-27 receptor binding.
GGAAGAGUGAGUGAACACAAAGCUGAAAGUACAAGCAGGACGGAAAGUGAAACUGGGCGCAGCCCCCAGUAUAAGACCCCCCCUACUCAGGAGAUGGCUGACCAAAGAGGCUGGGCCCCGGCAUGGGCCAGAUGGCAGGCGACCUUGGCUGGCGGCUCAGCCUGUUGCUGCUUCCCUUGCUCCUGGUGCAAGCUGGUGUCUGGGGAUUCCCAAGGCCCCCAGGAAGGCCCCUGCUGAGCCUGCAGGAGCUGCAGAGGGAGUUCACCGUCAGCCUGCAUCUCGCCAGGAAGCUGCUCUCCGAGGUUCGGGGCCAGGCCCACCGCUUUGCUGAAUCUCACCUGCCGGGAGUGAACCUGGACCUCCUGCCCGUGGGAGAGCAGCUUCCCGGUGUUUCCCUGACCUUCCAGGCUUGGCGCCGCCUCUCUGACCCAGAGCGCCUCUGCUUCCUCUCUACCACACUUCAGCCCUUCCAUGCCCUGCUGGGAGGGCUGGGGACCCAGGGCCGCUGGACCAACACAGAGAGGAUGCAGCUGUGGGCCAUGAGGCUGGACCUCCGGGAUCUGCAGCGGCACUUCCGCUUCCAGAUGCGGGCUGCAGGAUUUCACCUCCUGGAAGAGGAGGAGGAAGAGGAGGAGGAAGGGAAGGGGCUGCUGCCAGGGGCACUGGGCAGUGCCUCGCAGGUGCCGGUACAGGUGUCCUGGCCCCAGCUCCUCUCCACCUACCGCCUGCUGCACUCCUUGGAGCUCGUCUUAUGUCGGGCCGUGCGGGACUUGCUGUUGCUGUCCAAGGCUGGGCACCCAGUCCGAGCCCUGGGGUUCCCAACACUGGGCCCCCAGCCCUGAUCGGGUGACUUCUUAGCCCCCUGCCCCUCACCCUUUAGGACUUUAGGAUUGGAGUCUUGGCGUCAGGGCAGCCUCCACAUCAUCAGCCUUGGACAACGCAAGGCUGUUCCAGCCUGCUGCCCCAGGCGCUACCCGCUAACCAAAAGCCCCUCCAGUCCUCGCCAGCUAUUUAUUUCCUGGAUACUUAUUUAUUGUUUAGGAAGAUGAUGGUUUAUUUAUUGUCUCAGGGCCUGCUGGUCCUCCAGGGAUGCUGGGUGCCUAAUAAAACACUCUCACCCA